GACUUUUCCAGCUCUCUUGAUCUUUAACACUGCCACUGUGCUGGUGAUCGAAUCUACUGGCUAGAAAAAUGUUCAGUGUGAAGGAUUUAGAGUCUUUCAUCAGCAAAGCAAGCACAUCUUUGGAAAUAAAGUUUGUUCGCAGUGAAGCUGACAUCUUUGACGACAGUUUGGCCUUUGCACCCGUGUUCACCCACCAAGUGUUUGGAGAGAAUGAGGCCAUAUUUGGAUACAAGGAUCUCAAAGUCAAGCUCUAUCACACACCCGACACACUGAGCACUUAUAUCGGACUGAAGUAUACCAGCCAAUCGGAUUCACCAAAACCAGACAAUGUUGUAAAAAUCCUGUCAGAAUACAUUCCCGAAGGGUUCUGCACAAACUUGGACGAGUACAUUAGGAGGAUAACUGUGCCGUCGUCGUUCAAACCUUUUGGAGAAUUGCUGCACGUUUACAACCAAAAUGAUGCUACGUAUGAAGUAUACAAGACGAACAUAGAGUGCCCGGGGUUCCGUGAGUAUCACGAGAGACUACAGACGUUCCUCCUCUGGUUUGUGGACGCCUCCUCAUUCAUCGAUGUGGACGAUGAGAAGUGGAAUUUCUACCUCAUUUUUGAGAAGCAUACACAGUGCGGCAGCACCUGCUAUUCUAUUGUGGGCUACACUACGGUGUACGAUUUCUAUGCCUACCCUGACAAAGUACGCCCACGCAUCAGUCAGAUGUUGGUCCUGCCCCCGUUCCAGAGAAAAGGUCACGGAGCCAAGCUCCUCCAGACAGUUUACGAUAACUUGACCCCUGACCCCCGAGUGUUGGACGUGACAGUGGAGGACCCGUCAGACGAGUUCACAGCUCUCAGGGACGUGGUAGACAUCCGUAAUGGCCUGGGGUUAGAGGCACUCCGCCCUCCUCUCGUUCAUCAGGAGUUCAGCAAGGAUACUGAGAGGGUGUGCCGGGAAAGGCUUAAGCUGAACAGGAAACAAGCUCGUCGUGUGUACGAGAUCCUGAGGCUCAAGGCGACAGACCGUAGCAAUGCAGAGGAGUACAAGGCGUACCGACUGAGUGUCAAGAAUAGGAUGAACGGACCCUAUCAGAGAGAACAGAAAGAUAUGAAGAGGGUGCAGGAUUUUGUAGAUCCCACAGAGCUGGCCCUGACACACCCCCAAGUGUCACAUGAGGAUCACAUGACCCAGUUACAUCAAGACUACAAGGCACUGGAGGGGGAAUAUUUGAACGUUAUUGAAAAGCUAGCCUCACACACUCGAUAACCACCCACUAGUUACUUUAUAUGCAUACUGUUGUACAAAUACCACAUGUCUAGCUAUAAUUAUUAAUUUGAUCAUUUGUACACACCCAUGCACCCAACAAUUUCAUCAACCAUUAUACAUGUAAAUAAUUUAUUAAUAAUUUUGAGCAUAAUAAUUAUUGUGA
Messenger RNA from Halichondria panicea, 1422 nucleotides. Its product is annotated as histone acetyltransferase type B catalytic subunit-like. Gene Ontology annotation, cellular component: nucleus. The record is from RefSeq and is a predicted model, not a curated record. NCBI's taxonomy places the organism in Eukaryota, Metazoa, Porifera, Demospongiae, Suberitida, Halichondriidae. The coding region runs from base 69 to 1259 and encodes 396 amino acids. The transcript has 8 exons. Gene Ontology annotation, molecular function: histone H4 acetyltransferase activity; histone binding. Gene Ontology annotation, biological process: subtelomeric heterochromatin formation.